GCCGCCCGCCCGCUCUCACUAGUCGAACGGUGCCCGACCGGUAACGUAGCGCCGAGUGCCGAGCUAAGACGAACCAGCGACAUGUCUACGGUGGCGAAGACCUCCAAGUACACCUACCGCAGCAGCGGGGGCGGCACUACCGACGUCAACAUCGAGUACAGCGCCGACCUGAGUGCUCUCUCCAGGCUGGAGGACAAGAUCCGUCUCCUCCACGAUGAUCUGGAAUCCGAAAGGGAGCUGCGUCAGAGGAUCGAGAGGGAGAAGGCAGACUUGAGCGUGCAAGUCAUCCAACUGUCUGAGAGGCUUGAGGAAGCUGAAGGCGGAGCUGAGAGCCAGUUCGAGAUCAACAGAAAGCGUGACACCGAGUUGACCAAGCUCCGCAAACUUCUGGAAGAUGUCCACCUGGAGUCUGAGGAGACCGCCCAUCUGCUCAAGAAGAAGCACCAGGAAAUCGUCGUGGACUUCCAGGAACAAAUCGACCAGCUUACCAAGAGCAAAGCGAGGUCUGAGAAGGAAAAGUCGAAGUUCCAGGCUGAGGUUUACGAGCUGUUGUCCCAAGUGGAGAAUGUCAGCAAGGAGAAGGUCACCAUCUCCAAGACCUGCGAGAGGCUGGAGGUCACCAUCAGCGAACUGCACAUCAAGAUUGAGGAGCUUAACCGCACAAUCGUGGACAUCACCUCCCAGAAGCAGAGGCUGUCCCAGGAGAACGUUGAGCUCAUCAAGGAAGUUCAGGACCUGAAGGUGAACAUCGAGAACGUUGUGUACCUGAAGAGCCAGCUGGUGAGCCAGCUCGAGGACUCCCGCCGUCGUCUCGAGGACGAGGACAGGAGGCGCUCGUUGCUCGAAGCCAACCUGCACCAGACCGAGAUCGACUUGGAAUCCAUCCGCGUCCAACUGGAGGAGGAAUCCGAGGCCCGUCUGGACCUGGAGCGCCAGCUGGUCAAGGCCAACGGUGAAGCCCAGCACUGGAGGUCCAAGUUCGAGGCCGAGGCCGCCGCCAGGUCCGAGGAGAUCGAGGAGAUCCGCAGGAAGUACUCCAUCCGCAUCCAGGAACAGGAGGAACAGAUCGAGACCCUCAUCGUCAAGAUCAACAAUGUUGAGAAGCAGAAGUCCCGUCUGCAGAGCGAGGUUGAGGUUCUCAUCAUCGACCUGGAGAAGGCCAACGGCACCGCCCGGGAGCUGCAGAAGAGGACCGAACAGCUGGAGCGCAUCAACAUCGAGAUCAAGUCGCGACUGGAGGAGACCAUCCAGAUGUACGAGACCUCCCAGCGCGACCUGCGCGUCAAGGUUACGGAGCUCCAGCGCAUCAGCCACGAGCUGGACAAGACCCGCGAACAGAAGGACGGACUUGCACGCGAGAACAAGAAGUUGGGCGAUGAACUGCACGACGCCCGUGGAAACCUCACCGAGUUGACCCGCCGUCUUCACGAGCUCGAGAUCGAGCUGCGCCGACUUGAGAACGAGCGAGAGGAACUCACAGCUGCCUACAAGGAGGCGGAGGCAGGCCGUAAAGCUGAGGAGCAGCGCUCGAUGAGGCUGACCACGGAACUCGGCCAGUUCCGCCACGAGGCCGAGCGACGCCUGCAAGAGAAGGAGGAGGAGAUCGAGUCUAUUCGCAAGCAGACCAGCAUCGAGAUCGAGCAGCUGAACGCUCGCGUGGUCGAGGCCGAGACCAAGCUGAAGACAGAGAUCACCCGCAUCAAGAAGAAGCUCCAGAUCCAGAUCACUGAGCUGGAGUUGUCUCUGGACGUCGCCAACAAGACCAACAUCGAUCUGCAGAAAACCAUCAAGAAGCAGUCUCUGCAGCUCACUGAGAUCCAGAGCCACUACGACGAGGUCCAGAGGCAGUUGCAGGUGACCCUCGACCAGUACGGAGUCGCCCAGCGCAGGAUACAGUCGCUCACCGGUGAAGUUGAGGAGAUCCGUGGCAAUUACGAGCAGGCCCUCCGCGCCAAACGCACCGUGGAGCAAUCCUACGAAGAGGCGACGACCCGCAUCAAUGAGCUGACGGUCAUCAACGUGAACCUGUCCAGCAGCAAGGCCAAGAUCGAGCAGGAGCUGGCCUGUGUGGCCGCGGACUACGACGAGAUCACCAAGGAACUCAGGGUCGCUGAUGAGAGAUAUCAACGCGUCCAGACCGAGCUCAAACACACCGUCGAGAUCCUGCACGAAGAACAGGAGAGGAUUGUCAAGGUUGAGGCCGUCAAGAAGUCUCUGGAAAUCGAAGUCAAGAACCUGUCUGUCCGCUUGGAGGAGGUCGAAGCCAACGCCAUUGUCGGAGGCAAGCGCAUCAUCAGCAAGCUGGAGGCUCGCAUGAAGGACUACGAGCUUGAGCUGGACGAGGAGAAGAGGAGACACGCCGAGACCAUCAAGAUCCUCCGCAAGAAGGAACGCCAGGUCAAGGAGGUCAUGAUCCAGUGCGAGGAAGACCAGAAGAACAUCGCCCUUCUCCAGGACUCGCUCGAGAAGACUUCCCAGAAGGUCAACAUCUACAAGAGGCAGUUGGCUGAACAGGAGGGAAUGUCGCAGCAGAGCGUGACCCGGGUGCGACGCUUCCAGCGCGAGCUCGAGGCCGCCGAGGACCGCGCCGACGUGGCCGAGAGCAACUUGUCUCUCAUCCGCGCCAAGCACCGCACCUUCGUGACCACCUCCACCGUGCCCGGCUCCCAGGUGUACCUGGUGCAGGAGUCGCGCGCCGUCAGCACGGAGCGCAUGUGAGCACGCUCCACGCCGCCCAUAACAACUCGGGGCGCUUUCCGGUCGGGUAUAAUAAGCCUAGUCGUUCGAUAAGUGAUGUGUGUGGUGCGGGCGCCGCAGCCCCCGGCAGCGGCGCCCGCCACCGCCCCCGGACGGGCGCUCCGCUCCCGGCUCGCCCUGUGACGUGUCUCUGCUUCAUCGCCCGGACCCGACCGCCCGUCCACGCGCUACGAUCCUAUGUACGCAAUUUCAAUACCAAAUAAAGGAACCAAAAUCUUAAGAAGCUUUUUUCAUUAUUUUUCUAAUAUAAAAGUCACCGCAUCAAAUGAAAUGUCUAUGUCGUGAACCGUUACUUACAUAGGUGCAGUAGAAUAAUAUUAAAAAAUAUUUUAUAUUACUAUUUAUUAAUUGUGCAAUACUUAUUGUACGUUUGUAACUUAUACUUUAAAAAUAAAAGCUAUUUAUGUUAAAGAUACAAAAAAAGGAAAUAAAAGUUCAAAAACAGCUUGUUUUUC
Molecule: messenger RNA, 3212 nt
Organism: Plutella xylostella (diamondback moth)
Lineage: Eukaryota; Metazoa; Arthropoda; Insecta; Lepidoptera; Plutellidae
Gene: Prm
Product: Paramyosin
Biological process (GO): actomyosin structure organization; peptidyl-threonine phosphorylation
Cellular component (GO): cytoplasm; myosin complex; bicellular tight junction
Molecular function (GO): protein serine/threonine kinase activity
Source: RefSeq, a predicted model, not a curated record